AGUUGAAGUAGGCGCGCGGAGCCAAAGUCGUGCAGGCGCUCGGCUGUCCAGGCGCGUCAGAGCUCCAAUCAGGCUCUGGGACUCCUUACUCCUCAGACGUCCAAGCCCGGUUCUAGCUGCGCCGUGACUCUAAUUUUGUCAUCGCCUCCGUGAGGCCCCCAGGAGCAGCUAGUCCUGGAGCCGCCAUGCAUGUUUCAGUUGCCAGUGACCUUCGAGGAUGUGGCCGUGUACUUCUCCAAGGAAGAGUGGGAGUGUCUCAGCCUCAGGCAGAAGACCCUCUACCGGAACGUGAUGCUGGACAAUUUCAGGAGCCUGGUGGCACUGGGAUUUUGCGGCCCCAGACCCAACCUUGUCUCUCACCUGGAGCAGUGGGAUGAGCUGUGGGUUGAGGACUGUGAGAGUGCUGAGCUUCAGGAAUCACAGAGUGACUCCUGCCCAGGGACAAGAAAGCUGGCUGGCUAUAGGAGGCGCUACCGUCAGCCAACUUGGACUCACGAGAAAAUCCACCUGCAGGGAAGAGUCCCAAACACGCCCCCUACGAGUCGUACGCACUUUCCCAGAGCUGCUUCAGGGCAGAGGGCAGAUGAGCUUGUGGCUCUGCAGGAACAGGUGUAUGGUGAGUCCUGCAGGCAGCAGCCAGGCCUUGGGGAGCAACGCAAGGGUGGCACCAGAGCACAGGUGUUUAUCUGUGGCACAUGUGGGAAGGUACUGAGCUGCCACAGUCGGCUGGCAGCCCACCAGAUGGUGCAUUCUGGUGCCAGGUCCUUCUCGUGCCUCGAGUGUGGCCAGACCUUCCGCUGGGUCUCGAACCUUUUACGCCACCAGAGGAACCACACGAGUGAGAAGCCCUUCUGCUGUGAGCUGUGUGGACAGGCAUUCAGCCUGAAGGACCGUCUAGUGCAGCACCGCAAGGUGCACACGGGGCACCGGCCCUAUGAGUGUGGUGCCUGUGGUAAGGCCUUUAAACAGAAGUCUAACCUGUUGCGUCACCAGCUGGUGCACACUGGCGAGAGACCGUUCCACUGUGCCGUGUGCAGCAAGGACUUCCGCACCAAGGAGAACCUGCGCCACCACCAGCGGAUCCACAGUGGUGAGAAGCCCUACACCUGCUCUGAGUGUGGGAAGGCCUUCAGGUGGCCCAAGGGCUUCAGCAUCCAUCAGAGGCUGCACCUGACCAAGAGGGUCUACGAAUGCGAGCACUGUGGCAAGGGCUUUCGCCACCUGGGCUUCUUCACACGGCACCAGAGGACCCACGGGCAUGGCGAAGUAUAGAGGUGCCCGGGUCCAGCAGGGCUGUGCCCUGGCCAGAAGCUGGGCCACAAGGACACGUUGGGGCAACAGUUCUCAAAGAGGCCUUCUUGGUCCUUGGAACAACUGUUCAGAGCUUCCCAAGUCCCCCGAGUUCCACCAGGAAAAUGGCUGUCAAGGGAAGGCGAUCUGGAGUGCACCAGCGGAGCCACAGUGCUGUUUCGGGGUAGCCGGGGCCCAGAAUGGCCUGAGGCUAUGUGCGGCCCUGUGCGAGUGGACAGAAGCUGCUGGUGUUUUGCCCUCCCCAGCAACCAUGGUUCUCUGCUGAGGAAUCAAAUCCCGCCCUGAGUGUCACUCCUGUGCACUUUAACUUCCUUCCCUUGUUCUCUCCCCACCUGUGCUUUGUCCUAUUUGUCUUCCAUCUGGCCUAAGCAAGGCAGCUUUGAAUUGCACAGAAGUAAAGACCCUUCUGCAACUUCCACAGGGGGGACUUUGAAAUGAGCACCUUUGUAAUGUUGUAAGCCUUAAAGGACUAUGGAAAGAGAGACCUGAACUCGCAUUCAGGGUGUUUGACAGUGCACUGCAUGUGUGGGGAAAGUAUCCUAUGUGUGCAGGACAGUCACAAGUUUGUUAAAGCUACGUCCCUACAGGGCUGUUUUCUGGUGUGGUUUCUCAAACUGAAAUUGACUCUCAGGUUGUGUGUUUGGAAAAGUGGCGUUGCUUCUUCAUGUGUGCUUAUUAGGUUGUAAUUGAAAAGGCUGUUCCCAGGGUGGGUGGGGACCCCCGUGGGUCAUCUGAACAGCACUCUUACUUUAGGCACAGACCUCUGCCCUAGGGCAGAGCUGUCAGAGUGCUGACUGGAGGCAGCUGGAGCCCUUGCUCCUGGGUAUGUGGGCGAGGACUGUGCACCAGCCCUGCAUCCUCAUGGGGCCACGAGUCAUUGUGAUGCAGCCAGCUUGGGAUUGUUCAGCUGAGCCCUGGGCCCUGGUGCUUUAGGAAGCUUCAGGUGAUAGGCCCCCUUUGCCCAGCUCCCACAUGGUGUAGGCUUUACGUGGCACUGGGUAGGAAGUGCUGGGAGCUGGGUGGGUUUUAGAACAGCGCAAGGUGGCUGAGUUCACCACAGAGCAUUUUCUGGGGAAGAGGUGACCUCUUUGUCUUGAACUUGAGGUGUCACUGCUGAUCCAGCCAGAAAUAAGUUUGCCACAAAGCUCUUGGGCAGCUCUGUAUUCUGGAAGCAGUCGAGACUCCCAAGUACUUGUCCUGUCUCAGGUUAUCUGUAUAGCUCAUGAAGGAUUUUGCGUUGCCUUUUUAAGGAUUCCAGUUACCAAAAGCACAUGGCAUUAGAUAGGAGUUUAUAGGAAAUAAAGUGAGAAGUUCAGCCUGUCAAGCUGUACUGAACCAGACCCCGGGAAAGAUGCUACCAAAUGCCCAUUCCCAGUAAACCAGAGACAUGAAGUCAGUAGGACUGCGAGUGACCCUGAUUUGAACAGACCAGUUAUAACAAGGCAUUUUUCACAUUCAUUAAUUUAUUUUAGUCUUUGAGUCAGGGCUUCACUAUGCAGU
This is a messenger RNA of Octodon degus (degu), 2811 nucleotides long. It is a transcript of the gene Znf707, whose product is annotated as zinc finger protein 707. Lineage: Eukaryota; Metazoa; Chordata; Mammalia; Rodentia; Octodontidae. Gene Ontology annotation, molecular function: DNA-binding transcription repressor activity, RNA polymerase II-specific. The record is from RefSeq and is a predicted model, not a curated record. The transcript is spliced from 4 exons. Gene Ontology annotation, biological process: negative regulation of transcription by RNA polymerase II. The coding region runs from base 190 to 1272 and encodes 360 amino acids.